Molecule: messenger RNA, 1452 nt
Organism: Paramecium pentaurelia
Lineage: Eukaryota; Ciliophora; Oligohymenophorea; Peniculida; Parameciidae
Source: the annotation of a GenBank genome assembly
AUGAAGAUUUAUCAGACUCUUUUUAUAAUUAUAAGUGUCUAUGCUUCUAAAAUUACACUAAACGAACGUAAAUACUUCUAGGAUGAAAAUGGAGCAAUACGCAUUUUUCAUGGAUUUAAUGUUGUAUAUAAAUAACCACCUUACAUUCCAAAGACAGAAGGAUUUGAUUAUAUGGAAACAUUUAGUGAAAUAGAUUGUUAAAUCAUAAGAGACAAUGGUUUCAAUGUAAUUAGGUUGCAUGUUUCAUUUGAAGGGGCAAUGCCAAAGAAAGGGGAGUUAGAUGAAAAAUAUUUAGAUAAGAUUUUAAUGAUAGUAAGAAUGACAGCAAAGUACAAUAUAUAUGUUAUUUUGGAUGCUCAUCAAGAUUUAUAUAAUCGUUAAUUCUGUGGCAAUGGAUUUCCUGAUUGGGCUACUUAAAAAACAGAUUUUCCAUCUCCAAAUAAAAUGUAAAUGAGAUUUGAUUCUUAAGGGUAUCCUUUAUUAGAGGAUUGUUAUUAGUAACAAUUUGCUUUGUUUUAUUAAACAAAUGAUAUAGGAAGACAUUUUGAAUUGCUUUAUUCUAACCAUGAUGGGUUGGCUGAUUAUUUUGGUUAAUUUUGGCAGUUAGUAGCAGAUAAACAUAAAAAUGAAUGGAAUGUAAUAGGAUAUGACAUUUUUAAUGAACCUUCUCCAGGACAUUUUGAAAAAAGUAAAAUUGACUUUUUAUGGCCAGGACAUGCAAAUAACAAAUAUUUAUUGCCAUUCUAUAAAUUAAUUCAUAAUUAUAUCCGAAAAGUUGAUAAUGAAAAAUUAAUAUUUUUUGCACCUGAUUUUCUUGAUGCAUUUGGAGGUGGUUUUGAUAAGAAUAUAGGUGGAUAAGAAUAUAUUAAUAAAGAAGUAUUUAGUUAUCAUGUUUAUUGUGGAAUAUAAAAAAUAUCAUCUUGGUUUUGUAAUAAAAUUCAUUAAUUGAUUUAUUUUUUGAAGAUGAGAAAUGUUGAACAUCUUAAAAUAGGUGGAUUUUUAACAGAAUUUGGAGCUCUUGAAAAUGAUGAAGAUUCUAUUUAUAUACUGAAUUAUAUACUUGAUAAAGCUGAUAGUUAUUAAUAAUCAUGGGCUUAUUGGUAAUAUAAAGGAUAUUAUGAUUAUACAACUAUGUCAACAAUGUAUGAAGAGGGACUAUUUAAUGAAGAUGGUACAUUUUAAAAUAAAAAAAUUAUUUCAUUAAAAAGACCUUAUGCUUAUUAAAUUUGUGCAGAUUAUUUAGAAUCUAAUUAAUAUUAUUCUGAUACAAAAGAAUUUAUUUUAUAAUUUAAAUCCAAGUAAGGUUGUUAGACAAAAGUAUUUAUUCCUAAAGAAUUAAAUUAAUCUUAAAUUUUUGAUUAUAAAUGCUAAAAUUGUUAAUUAUUCUGGAUUGAAGAUUAACAUUAUGAAGUAGUGGGAGAAGGAGAAAUUGAUUUAUAUUUUUAAUUAUGA